Messenger RNA from Cladocopium goreaui, 3585 nucleotides. NCBI's taxonomy places the organism in Eukaryota, Dinophyceae, Suessiales, Symbiodiniaceae. The record is from the annotation of a GenBank genome assembly.
GAGCCCCUGUUCUUCCUCGAAAGCUUUGCUGGACAAGCUCAGGCGACCCGCAGCGUGCAAUCAAGCUUCCCGGGGAAGGUCACCGCUGCUAUCGAUGUCAAGUUUUCAGAGAAGCACUACACGCCCCAGUUUGGCAACAAGAUUGCCUCGCUACUCGAAAGGCUGAAGCCUCGAACUGACUAUGUUGCUGAUAAUCCUCGGGUUGAUGCCGUGGCCCUCUUUGAGACUUGGAGCUGGGGCGAUUUGUGGGAUGAUGCUAACAUGCGAUCUUUGAUUCGCUACUUGUAUGGCGCCAAAGCUUUGCAAAUUCCACCCAAUUGGAAGAGCGAGGUCAAACUGAAAAUGGAGCAGGCCAAGGCAGAGAUAGCCGAAGCAGAGACACAGCCUGGAAUCAAAGAAGAGCUUAACCUGGUGACAGCUCCCCUGGCUGAACCUGGUCUUCGGGCUGCUCCUUCCGAGUCUGAGAAGGGGGAGCUUUCGCCAUCUCGACUGUCCAACAUGAGCGUUGAUGCGAGUGAUGAUCCAUAUGGUUUUUUGUCAGACAAUGAAGAUCACAUGGACGAUCACAUGAUCCGAAGGGGUUUCGUUUUUUCUCCUGACCUUGACAAUUCUCCCAAAGCUCUUCCUGCUACAUAUGACCCUUACUUGGAUUCUCUUGAAUCCCCUCCUUGCAGAGCGAUGUCGCUUUCUCCUUUGGGGGGUCCUGGUCAGUUUCAGAAGGAAUUGGAGGCCCGUGCUAGUUCGACGACACCACCUUCGACAUCUUCGACCCGGACCAAUACUUCAGCCACCACCGAGGCCCCGACUACUGGCAAACGUAUUGGGGGACGCGUGCUCACACCGGAGGAGGUUGAAAAGUACAGAGGCAAGUUCAGGAGGAUGUGUGAACCCAAAAAGGCCAGCGGUAAGAUUGAAGUUCCACAAGACAUAUUUGACCAGUUUCAAAGCAAGGGUGCGUCCAGGGAAAGGCUAUUUGAAGCCUUCGUCAGGAGUGACGGACAGAAGGAAGAAUUCCUUAAAGAAGUGUCCAUGGAGAAAACCGCUGAGCAAGUCAAUGAGUUGGAGACCACCGGGGCUUUCUACACAGAACAGGAGAUGAAGGAUGAACUGGGCUACAAACAGAGCAGAAUUGAGAAGACCGUGGCACGUGGGCAAAAGGAUCCCACGUACAUGAUGGUCGAUGAAGUGGACGACGAAGUGGUCUACUACUGGUGCAAUGAAAGGACCAAGGGCAGUCUCAAAAACCGUCAAUCCCAAAAGCUCCAGGAGAGAACCGCUACGAAGGGAACCACUGAUACUUUCGCGAUGAAAUUGUUGCCCCAGAAGUUAGACUUGGCUGCGCAUGGCCACGAGGGCCCUGGUGUAGAGACCAAGAAGCCGAACAAGGUCACCGAACUACAAACGCACAUGGACGAAUUGCUUGUGGUCCUGAACAAGGCUCAAGUUUUCCAUGGCAAGCUGAAGGAGAACACCGCUGCUGCAGUUCAAGGGGCGGGUGAGGCGGUGCCAGUCGUUGCACAGUUCACGCUUGACUUGGGUAAAAUCUACGAUGCCAUGACGGAGUACGCCGGUGAGAUGAAAGCUGGCACCAUGAGCAAAGAUUCCCAAGAGACACAUGACAAGUUGGCGAAGAUCUUCACGGAGAGCCAGAAGGUGCUCACAAAAUGGGUGGCCACGGAGAAGAAGUUCAGGCCAUUUGCCAAGAAGCCCAAGGCAAAGGUUGACAAGGAGCAUCCUGAGACUUGUCCAAAGAUCCAAAAGGUCAGUGGUACAGCUGAGCACCUAGCUGCUUCAAUUGGCAAAGGCGUGCCUUGCACACAUGUGCUGGAGUCUGCUCGGAAAACCUGGGCGGAUGCUGCAGGGACAUCAAGCGUUGUGGCUUCCUGCCCGGUGGUUCGGGGAAUGACUAGGAUACCAGAUGCUAACGCUGAAGACAGAAUCCAUGCCCUGUUGAAGAAGAACAAUUUAGCGUUGCCACUGGAGAUUUCACCUUUGUCGGGGAGUCAUGUGGAAGGGUAUCCUCGAAUCAAACCUCUGGACUUCUUAGAGUACAUGGCUGGGAGCGGGAACAUACAUCGCUUACUUGGUGGCCACAGAAUCUCCUCCUGUCGGGUUCUCCUAGAAACUUUUUGGCGGCAGUAUGAACUGUGUCAUCCUGACUUUGGUUUAUUUCUCACUCCUGGCGUUGACUAUGGAACCUGUAUACCAAUUUAUGCACAUGCUGACGGUGGUCGGGGAUUCAAAAAGUCAGAGCUAAUGGUGUUCAACUGGAGUUCAGCUCUUGGAAUUGGGACAGGCAAGCAGAAUCGAAAGGACCAUGCGGUCAGACCAGUCAGUUUCAAGAGAAAAACUGCAAACAACCCACGUGUCAACUUACUGGGGCAUAGCUACGCAACCCACUAUCUUUGGGCAGUGAUGCCUGCUGCUUGGCACAAAGAUGAUUCUACAUUUCAAGCGAUGCUCACUGAGUUUGGUCGGGACUUAGCCGAAUGCUUUGAGAAAGGAGUCAUGGUUGGUGGUGCACAUUUCCGCUUGGUCCUCCUUGGUUUGAAAGCUGACCUCAAACUUCAAGCUCGGGCUGGAAAAUUUAAACGAUGGUAUAGCACAUGCCGCAAGGGGCCUUAUGACCCCAAGAAAGCAAAUCAAACAGCAGGUUGGUGUUGUUGGCUUUGUGGGGCUGGGGACGUCACCAUACCCUUCGAGGAGAUUCACACCGAGACCCCUGCCUGGUACCAGUCGCUGCCAGACUGGAUUGACAUACCGCCUUGGGGUGAUAGUCCAUGUGGGUUGAUGGAGAACUCUCUGGGGUACAAUGCGCACCCAGCGAAGUUCUACUUGCCAGACUUGUUCCACAUCUACUUAGCAGGUUUCGGGCAAGAUCAUGCUGGUUCAUGCUUGGUCUACAUGCUUGGGAUUCUUUUCCAGGGGUCCAGUGUUGAAAAGCAGCUGGACUCUUUGAAUUCAGCCUGGAGAUUGUGGAAAAGGAUGUUCAAAGUUUCAACCCACACCUACAACUUCACCCGGAAUAUGUUGAACUUUCUGGACGCGAAGAAGGUCUUUCCAACUGGGACAUGGUCUAAGGCCAGUGACACCCCAAAGAUCCUUGAGUUCAUCCUGUAUGUUUGCAGUCUUUACCCAGAGAAGGUAUCUACGGACAAGGUUUUGUACUACAUCCAAAGUUCCUGUCAAAGCAUUGGGGUCUGUAUGAAAACCCUCUAUGACUCCGAUCUAUUUAUGGAAAGAAACCAAGCCACCAAAGUCUUGGAAAGUGGUAUGCAUUACAUGCGAUGCUAUGCCAAAUUGGCUUCAAAGGCCCAUGCACUGCACAGACCGUUGUGGGUUUAUAAACCCAAAAUUCACUAUUUUCACCAUAUUUUGCUUCAAAUCAAAGAUGAGCUGUACAGAGGGGCAAAACCAUAUAACGUCCUAGCAUUUAGUUGUGCCAUGGCUGAGGACUUCAUAGGUAGGGCCUCCUUGCUAAGCCGUAGGGUGAAUGCAAGGACGACCCAUCAACGAGUACUUCAACGGUACUUGGCUGGUGCUUUCGAUGUGUGGCAACAUCAUGAUGCUGCACCCGGGGGAUAA